GUGUCGGCUGCGGGGCGGGGUCCGACCCGAACGGGCUUCUCUCGGCCGAGGCGCCUCGGGCUUCCCUGGGCUAGCAGGAGGCGGCGGAGGCGGGCGCUGGACACUGGACGCUGCCCAGCCUAUGGAGAAAGCCGCUGGAUUCUGAGACUGCGGCGCGCAGGAGGCGAGCUCGGCCCCGGGCUUGGUUGGCUGGGGUCAGCGUCUAGGGGCUGCACCGGGAGGCUACGCGGGUCCCCUCUGUCUCCGCCAUGGGGGACGUGCUGUCUACGCACCUGGACGACAGCCGGCGGCAAUACAUCUCAGAGAAAACUGGGAAGAUUCUGAAAGCUUUCUUCCAGUUCUAUGAAGACCAGUAUGGAGUCGCUCUCUUCAACAGCAUGCGCUAUGAGAUCGAAGGUACUGGGGGGCCACAGGCCCAGCUGCUCUGGCGAAAGGUGCCGUUGGACGAACGAGUCAUCUUCUCUGGGAACCUGUUUCAAUACCUGGAAGACAGCAAGAAGUGGAGGAAUCGCUUCAGUCUCGUGCCACACAACUAUGGGCUCGUCCUCUAUGAGAACAAAGCUGCCUAUGAGAGACAGAUCCCACCACGUGCCAUCAUCAACAGUGCAGGCUAUAAAAUCCUUACCUCAGUGGAUCACUAUCUGGAACUCGUCAGUAACUCUUUACCAGGGCCAGCCCCCAAAUCUGGUGCUGCUCCAAUUCUGAAGUGCCCUACCCAGUAUCCCCUGAUCCUCUGGCAUCCGUAUUCUCGACACUAUUACUUUUGUGUGAUGACAGAGCCUGAGCAGGAGAAGUGGCUGGCCGUGUUCCAGGACUGUGUCCGACACUGCAACAAUGGCAUUCCUGAGGAUUCCAAGGUGGAGGGCCCAGCGUUCACCGAUGCCAUCCGCAUGUACCGGCAGUCCAAGGAGCAGUACGGCACCUGGGAGAUGCUCUGCGGAAACGAGGUGCAGAUCUUGAGCAACCUAGUGAUGGAGGAGCUGGGACCUGAACUGAAGAGUGUGAUAAGUCCCCGAAUGAAAGGCAAACCCCAGGAGAGGCAAAGGCAGUGGAUACAGAUCUCCGAUGCUGUGUACAGGAUGGUCUACGAGCAGACCCAAGCCCACUUUGAGGCCGUGGCCGCCAAGUGUGAGAUGGCCCGGCCAGCCAUGGAAAGCACCAUCCGCACAGACAUGGACCAGAUUAUUACCUCCAAAGAGCACCUGGCCAGCAAAAUCCGAGCUUUUAUCCUCCCCAAAGCUGAGGUCUGUGUCCGAAACCACGUGCAGCCUUACAUCCCCUCCAUUCUGGAAGCCUUGAUGAUCCCCACCAGCCAAGGUUUCACUGAAGUUAGAGAUGUCUUCUUCAAAGAGGUUACAGACAUGAACCUGAAUGUCAUCAACGAGGGAGGGAUCGAUAAACUUGGAGAGUACAUGGAGAAGCUUUCCCAGCUGGCGUAUCAUCCAGUCAAGAUGCAAAGCUGUUAUGAGAAGAUGGACCAGCUGAAGCUUGAGGGGCUGCAGCAGCGGUUUGAUGUGUCCAGUGCCUCUGUAUUCAAACAGAGAGCCCAGAUCCACAUGCGGGAGCAAAUGGACAAUGCUGUCUACACCUUUGAGACGCUCCUACACCAGGAGCUAGGAAAGGGACCCACUAAAGAGGAGCUGUGCAAGUCCAUCCAGCGCAUCCUGGAGCGGGUGCUGAAGAAAUAUGACUAUGAUAGCAGUACAGUACGGAAGAAAUUCUUCCGGGAAGCCUUGUUGCAGAUCACCAUCCCAUUCCUGCUGAAGAAACUGGCCCCCACCUGCAAGUCGGAGCUCCCAAGGUUCCAGGAAUUGAUCUUUGAGGAUUUUGCCAGGUUCAUCCUGGUGGAGAACACAUACGAAGAGGUCGUGCUACAGACGGUCAUGAAGGAUAUCAUGCAGGCUGUGAAGGAGGCAGCCGUGCAGCGGAAGCACAAUCUCUACCGAGACAGCAUGGUGAUGCACAACAGCGACCCCAACCUCCACCUGCUGGCCGAGGGCGUCCCCAUUGACUGGGGGGAGGAGUACAGCAGCGGCAGCCCCGGGGAGACAGACCUGUCCGCGGAGAAGAGGCGGCGGGCGAAGCAGGUCGUGUCUGUGAUCCACGACGAGGAGGCCGGGCUGCCCUAUGAGCCGAGCCCGGAGGCGCUGUCCCCAGGUGUGCCGCCCCACCCCGCCUCCCCAGAAAGCGUCUCCGAGCUGCGGGGGCUGCUGGUGCAGGAGCUGCAGGUGGACAGCCCGCAGUCCCCUGCCGAGCCCCUCACCAACGGCACAUCCCCCAGAGAGAGCCCCCAGCCCCCGGAGCCCGAGAGCGAGAGGAGGCCCAGCCAACCAGCAUCUCCUCUCAACGCCCACCACGAGCCAGCGCCGAGCACCCCUGGCGGGGAGGCCGUCUCUCCUGCCAGUCCCCCCCACCGCCCCUGCCCCGAGGCAGCAGCGGACGGCGAUCACCCCAAGCCCAGUGACCAGGAGACCGGGGAAGAGGUGUCUGGCCAGGGCGGUCACCCCUAUGUGCAGACCACCACAGAGGACAGCACGGGUGUGCAGACUGAGUUUUAGGCCAGAGCCUCUCCUCCCACCCGUGGAUUCUGGAUUCUAGUCAGGUGUGUGCACGACGUGAAGCCCUAGCUACCCCAGCCCCCACCCCCCCAUCCCUCUGCCCCAGCAGUGGGCCCCCGCACUGCUGGUCCCCCGGAAUCUGACUGACUGCGGCAUGGAAGCCAGCCAGGCUGGGCAGGGGCAGGGGCAGGGGCUGUCCUCAGCAGUGUAGUAAACAUGUCUUGUUCAAGAACAGGGGUGAGGGGGAAAUGGGAGCCACCCUGCUGAGCAGCCCCCGUCAGGGCAGACGCCAGCACACGAUUCUUUUCAGAUUCCCCCGAGGUUCAUCCCUUCCCUCUGCCUUUCCAUGAACAUAGGUGUUUAUAUAUCAGUGCACACAUGUGAGAGAGGGCCUGCUCCCAUCAGUCAGGUUGGGGGGCAACUCGUAAGUGAAACACAAGCCUGGCUCGCCUCUCGGCCCCUUCACCAACCCCCACGUCCCUUUUUCUGUUAGAGAUUGAAAGGAAGGGAGGCAGGAGGCAGCGUCUGACCACGGCCUCAGACUCACCGUCAAGCUUUUCCCUUGUCUGCUGGGCAGGGGCAGGUGUGAGAGUCUGGGAAACUGGUGCCCCCAUUUUCCCCCUGGCAGUGAUCAGAUGAGGCUCUACCCCUCCUCAGCUCCGCCUGACGUCAUGCUGUCAGUCCCAUCCUAAAGGUUGCAGUUAAGCUGCCUUAUCUUCUGGCCCAUUCCUUCACACUAUAAAAGGCUUCCUUCCUUUCUCCUACUUCCUUUCUCUCCCAAAGGAGUAGGAGAGGAUCAAGAAAAAGAAGUUAGAGUGCUCUAGAAUCCACUGUUCUAGCACUAAGUGGGCCCUGACAGUGGAGGGGGGGGGGCUGCUGAUCUAGCUUCCGUGAGCACCGAGCCCCCCUCUUAAGCCUCUCCUCCGACCUCGAGUGUUUUCCCUCAGCACAGGAAGCCGCUGGUCUUUAACUGUUUCCAGCUGGAGGGACUGGCCACGAGUGAUGUCCUUAGUGUCCACUGCACUUCUAGGUGCAAUGAUAGCCAUGGCAACUGCUGUUUGAUGUGAAUCAGCUCCCCCGCCUGCCUCAUUGGGACCAGUGCUGCCAGGAGAUGAUGAUCUGUCAGGGAGCGAGCUCUGCUAACUCUGGGUACACACUCACACACACACUCACUCUCAUACACACACACACACACACAUACAUACACAGGGUAAGGAGGGACAGGCUCUGGCAGAGCUGUAUGUGGAGGGGGUCAGGAUGGACAGGGUAAGGACUUUCUAGUUCUGGGAGUUAGUUUUGUUGAAUCCAGUCUGAGGUGGGAGGGAGAAACGUUAUUCCCUUGGUCCAUUUUAAUGGAUCUUAAGGAAACCAAUAAUCCAUAAAAAUGUAUCAGGAGGAAACUGUAGGUCUAGGAUUGGGGGAGAGAGAUCAUCCAGUGUGAAUCCUAAAGAAAGGAGGGCUUUGGAUGUCUCCUCCCGAGGUGACUGUCAGUUGUCCUUGCAGUUGGGGCGGUGGUGGAAGUGGUGGGUUAACAUAUGACUUGGGAGGUUGGAAGUGUCAGGGUUUAAGUGUUAGAUGGGAGGAAGGGGUUUUGCCAGGGAGGCGAGAGGUGAGCUGGGAGUGCAUAGGCAGGCAGGCGUGUAAGGGUGUGAGCAGGAAUAGAGCCAGAAGGGAAUGCCGAGGGUCUGGCCUGUGGGAUCUCGGGAAAGGGCCCAGGUUGGGCCCGGGGAGCAGCUGCCCUGGAGGAAUAGCAAAGUGGCGAAGGCUGUGUGUAGGUGGGUCCCCUAUCUGGAGCGGGGGGGGGGGGAGAUUCUGGCUGCCCUAGACUAGGGAAGUAGAGGCAGACGUAAUCUGGAACUCCAAGAGGACGAAGCUGGAUUGUGAUGCUGGCAGAGUUAGGCAGUGAGGAAACAGUGCAGAAUCACUUGCCAUGUCUGCUCCCCUUGGUCACCAAGCUGCCUCGGCACCAUCCUCAUCCCAUUUUUGGAAUCAGGGGUUUUGUUUUACAUGUGAUCAGUUCUUUGGGGCUGUCUCUACAUUUCUUUCCCUUUCUCCACGCAUUCUUACUUCUUAUGGGGAAGAGGCCAUAGUCUCUCACCUUUAAAAAAAAAAAAAAAAUCAAAACAUUGGCCAUGAUCAAUUGCCCUUUUAAAAGAGGAAAGACCGAAGAGUUGGGCUCGGGUAGGGGGAUUGUCUGUGUUUCACCCACCCCAUACCCAGCUAAUCUGAAAAAAUGGUCCAUGCCUUCCCAAUACCCAGACCUCCCUCAUCCACACACACACAGACUUUGAGGAGCUGUAGAUUCUCUGACCACUACAGGGACCUGCUAAGUGCUUAUGGACGGAGCGUCCCAAGCUCCUGCCGAGACGCCUGCGUCUCAGGCCUGUGACUCGGAGGACCUCAUUAUCAGCUUUGGCCUGGCCCACAUACCGUGUCCUCAUGGGUGACCUUAGUCACCACGUCCGCUCAGUCCGAGUCUGCCUGGCUUUUUUAUACAUCAUUGUGUGUUACUUUUGGCACUGCAGUUGACUUCCAUUUUUAUCUGACCCUUAUUCCUGAAAAGUUACUCUGGAUUUGGGAAGAGUGAGAUCAUGGCCAGUCCUUUGUGAACAGUGCUAGAAUUCAUCUGUACUUGCAGACAGCUCCUGACCAGUGACCAGUGAUUUGAUCAUAUUUCCCUUCUAAUAGAGAAGAAAAUCGGGGGAGGAAAAGACUGGCUUCUUCAGGAUGUGGCUUGGAAGCAGGCCAGGGAAGGAAAUUCUCCUCCUCCCCCCCUUAGUCCCUCCCUUCCCUCCCCCAGACCCAUCACAUCCUGUGUUGGAGCAACCAGCUUCCUGAGACUGGGGGCAAGUAAGGGGCUGGUUCACGUUUCCAUCCUGGGCAAGCAUCUUGGGAACAUGGGGAGAAGCCAGAGGAUCCCUUCAAGGCAAUGCAAAGCCAUGUGGCCUAGUGAGUGCUGAAUGUAGGGUCCUGGAAUCAACUCUCUGGACAGCUGAUCCUUCUAAGCACACUAUGAAUCUAACCCGAUUCUUCUACAGACACAUUCCGUUUUUAGAAAUGCCUUGUAAACUUUGUUUUCCUUGUUCUAUCUGGGGGUCCAGCCUGAACCAUUCAGGACCCCCUUAAAGUGCCUUCCCUUGGGUUAUUUCCAAUCUGCCUCUUCAAGAUAUUAUAUUGAAAAUAUUAUACAAAAUGUUUAUGCUUGUACUAAAUAAAUGCUUUAUUUAAA
Molecule: messenger RNA, 5787 nt
Organism: Sarcophilus harrisii (Tasmanian devil)
Lineage: Eukaryota; Metazoa; Chordata; Mammalia; Dasyuromorphia; Dasyuridae
Gene: NIBAN2
Product: niban apoptosis regulator 2
Exons: 14
Coding region: 249-2558 (769 amino acids)
Source: RefSeq, a predicted model, not a curated record